AACUUCCUUCCUUGAUCAAUCGAAAACAUGGAGGGAGGCUUUUAUAAAUGGCAGUUAUCAGCAGUCUUAACGUUCAUUCUACUAAUCAAACCGUGCUUUAUAAGCAGAGGGGCCGAGUAGGUUACAUCUCUAAAUUAUAUGCGAAAUUGUUAUAUUUGAUUUGAGGCGUAGGCUAUUGUUACAAAAUGAGGGAUAUUGUAGGAAUAGUCGUUGCGUUAACAUUCCUUUUGAGAGUCAAGGGGGAAGCCCCUCGUGGCGGAUACUGCAUCGAGAAGCAGUGCUUUGCGGUUUUCCAGGACCAAGUCGACUUUGGAACGGCACAAAAACAUUGUGAGGAUAAUAAUGGACAUUUAAUGACAGUGCGAUCUUUGAUAUCGCAUAGCAUCCUUUUAAUAUUACUCGGUAUCCAUACUGGAAAUUAUUGGAUUGGUUUGCAGCUACCGAGCGGGCAAUGCCCCGACCAAGCGUUGGGUUUACGAGGGUACAGGUGGAUAACUGGAGAUAAUGAAACGAAGUUCCAGAACUGGGGACACUUUGAUGACGUUUGCUCUUCAAACUGCAUUUCAGUAUCAAAAUACGACUUUGAAUGGAAGGAACAGCCAUGCAACAGUAAAAUAGAUGGAUUUAUUUGUGAAUAUAAACUUGACAGUCCUUGCCAACAUGUCAUGGUAAAAGGGGACGAAUCCGUUCUGUACGACAACCCAUUGGGAUUCAAGGGAGACAACCUACUGGUAUUACCCCUGGGAACCAUUGCAACGCUCAAAUCCCUCGGAUCGAAAUACAUAUGUAACGUUGAACAGUGGAUACAAGCACCAUGGAAUUGCGACGUAUUUAAUGGUGGCUGUUCGCAUGACUGUUCCUCAGUUAACCAUGAACCUGUAUGCACCUGUCCACCUGGAAAAACUCUCCAGGACAACAACGUCACAUGUGAAUACGCGCUAAAUGACCCCUGCCAUGACUCAGGGUGCGCGCAUCUCUGCCAGAAAAAAGAUGACAGUUACGCUUGCAUGUGUCACCUUGGGUACGCACUGGCAGAAGAUGGGAAGGAGUGCAAAGACAUUGAUUAUUGUGUCGAGGAUAGGCAGUGCCCGGGACAGAACAGUGAAUGUGUCAAUAGGCCUACUCUUGGUGGAUUUGAAUGCAGAUGCCAGAAGGGAUAUGAGUUGGAAAAUGACACAUGCGUCGAUGUGGAUGAAUGCUUCAUGGGUCCAUGUGAGCACGAAUGCACGAACACGAUAGGCAGUUACAUUUGCUCCUGUUUUGAUGGAUUCAUUUCAAAGACAGAAGACGCCAACAGGUGUCAAUUACUUUGUUUAGCAGAAGAGUGUCCCACAGAAUGUGAUCGUAGUAAAACAUAUCAAUGUUACUGUCCAAUAGGUUACUUACUCGAUGACAGAAACGGGUCGUCAGUUUGUGUCGACAUAGAUGAAUGUGAGAUGGAUUCCUACUGCCACAGUAAUUGCACAAAUACUUAUGGAGGUUACCUGUGUUCUUGUGACGAGGGAUUCGACUUGGUUGGUGAAUAUGAUUGUGUUGAGAGAGAGUCAUCUGAGGGUUCAGGUUUUACGACACCAUAUACACCAAGUGCCAAGCAUCCAACUGAGCGUCCUUUCACUGUAAAGGCGGGAGGUCUUCUUGGAAUGAUAGUAUGUAUUGUCGUUGUUAUUUUGGUGAUGGUUGUACUUAUUCACCUUAUACUGAAACGUCGAGGUAAUUUAGACAUUGCUUUCGAAAGCCAAGGCGUUGGUAAUCACGAUUUGCAGCAAGUCUCAACGGAUAAGUACCACAAAUUGUCAUUUGACAGACAUUUUAUAAUAUGACAAUUAAUAUGAUCGUUGGAUACUUUUGCCAUUUUCAUUGUCAUGCCUUGUUUACACGUCUGCAAAGGAGAAUCAGCUGGUUUGAACUUGUAAUGUUUUUAUUUCAUACAGUUUUAAUAAGCAUAUAUCAGAAAUGGCUCACCUCAUCAAUUCAAACCAAUCUCAUAAGUGAACAAAGCCAGUAACAAAGUAAGCCUAUAGGCUAACUUGCAAUAUAUAUAUAUAUUUAUCCUAUCAAAUGAUUAUAAAAGAAAACAUAAUAAAUUAUUAUUUAACUUCUUUGAGAUUAUUCUUGUUAUUUACUCACUAAAAAUCGUUAUUGAGAAUGUAGCAAAAGCAAAUAACAGCCUACUGUUUAGCAAAUGGUCAAUUAAUCAGCCAUGCAUGGAGGUAUCUGCUUGCUCCACUUCCACUUUUAUUUGUGCCAAUAAGUUGAAUAUAGGCCAUGAAUUAUAUCAGUGGAAAAACUAUAAUGCAUCUUUGGAUUAAGGCUGUGUGUGUGGACGGCCUAUAUUGGGCUAUACUGUCAUUAGUUGGAGAAAAAUAAAAUAUUCAUUCCUUCUUUAUUGGAGGCAUAGUUUGGUAUUUGUAACUUAAAAGGUCAAAUCGAAUUUCAUGCAAAUACCUGAAACCAUAUUAUGUGUAAAUCACCUAAAAGGGGCAAUCAGUAAUUACUACAUUCAUUUUUUGACUAAUGAAUGUAUUAUAUGAACCCAUUGAUUCUUGAAUAAUAUAACUUAUAAAUAUGCCUGUCAUACCCCAUCAGAACCCAACAUAUAGACCUAAACUUUUUUUACUUCAAUGUUUGUAAACAAAGUAAAUGUAAACAAACACUAUAUAGCCUCAAAACAUGGUUAUAACUAUAAUUUUGAUAUCAUGGAUUGUCAGUCCUGCAUUCAGUUUUUUACCAAAACAGGGGUGGGGAUGCCUUUUUUUAAUCGUUUCUACUGCUGAUUGACAUUUUAAGAGCCUUGGGGUUCUGUUCCCAUGGUGCCCAUUUCUGGAUGGGGUUCUAAAAUGUAUCCCAAAAUAGCUUGAAUGUGCCAUCUGAGGUAUCAGAGAGAUCGAGAGCGCGCGAGAGAGAGGCGGGGGAAACAAUAACAUGUAUUAGGCUUCUACACAUGAAUUGAACUAUAUCCUAAUUCCAUUUGUUGAAAUAUUGGCCUAUUCAAUUGUAGAGGUUACCUACCAACGUGUAUUUAAUGUUUGCUGUUUACUAGUGUAGACAUGUGUUUAUGUGCCAAACGUUGGCUAGUAUUUGCGCCCACUCGGCUGUGGGUAGGCUCGCGUGUCUGCGUCAUUCGAAAUAUAGCCUAUAGUGAUGUGCACCGUCGCAGUGGGAGAGAUAACGUUUUGGGGAAGGGGAUUAAAACAAGCAGCUGAAAACGGGCUUCCUUCCAAGGAGGAACUUCCUUCCGUGACCAGAGCGCAAACAUGGAGCGAGCCUUUUAUAAGCGUGAACUAUCAACAGGAUUAACAGUCUAAACUAGGCUAUAGCCUACAUUGACUUCUAAUACGCGCAAGAGUUGUAGGCCUAAUUAGAAAGUUGUAACAACUGAGUUUUAAAAAUGAGGGACAUAAUAGUGAUGGUGUUUGUUACUCUAACAUUCUUGAUGAGAGUGGGAGAAGCCCAACAUAAUGCACACUGCGAGGGGAAUCAUUGUUUUGCUGUUUUCCAGGAUCCAGUCGAUUUUGCAACGGCUCAAAAACAUUGUGAGAGCAAUAAUGGACAAUUAAUGACAGUGCGAUCUUUGGAAUCACAACACAUAAUUUCGAUUUUAAUCGGUAAUACAGGAGAUUACUGGAUUGGUUUGCGGUUACCGAGUGGACAAUGUCCCGACAGUGCCUCUGAUUUGCGGGGGUACAGAUGGAUAACGGGAGAUAAUUCAACAGACUUUCAAAACUGGGGGCUCAUUGACAAUGUCUGCUCUUCAAAAUGUGUCUCGGUGUCCAAAAUCGAAUUGAAUUGGACAGAACAAUUAUGCGACAGGGAAAUAAAUGGAUACCUUUGUGAGUAUAAUUUCCCAAGUGGCUGCAAACGUAUUGACAUCAAAAGCGAGGAAUCCGUUCUAUAUGAGACCCCAUUUGGAUUCGAGGGAGAGGAUCUACUGGUAUUGCCUAUGGGAAGCACUGCAACGCUCAAGCCCUUUGAUUCCAAGUAUAUCUGUCUCUCUGAACAGUGGAUGCAAGGACCAUGGAUUUGCGAUGUAUUGAACGGUGGUUGUGAGGAUGAGUGCUUAUCGAUUAAUCAACAGCCUGUAUGCAUCUGCCCACCUGGAAAAAUUCUGCAUGACAAUAAAUUGACAUGUGUUGUUGUUGUGCAAAACGAUCCCUGCCUUAAUUUCGGGUGUGCACACGUUUGCUACCAGCAAAAUGACAGCUCCGUCGCCUGCAUGUGUCACCAUGGGUACGCACUAGCAGAAGAUGGGAAGAAGUGUAAAGAUAUUGAUGAUUGUUUCGAUGAUAGACAGUGCCCGGGACAGAACUAUGAGUGUGUCAAACAUAUUGGUGGAUAUAAAUGCAGAUGCCAAAAUGGAUUCAAAAUGAUGAAUGACGUUUGCAUUGACGAAGAUGAGUGCUACAUGGAUGGACCAUGCGAGCAUCUUUGCGAAAAUACAUUGGGCAGUUAUAAUUGCUCCUGUUUUGAAGGAUAUAUUGCAACGAGAAAAGACCCUAACAAAUGUCAACUGCAUUGUCCUUUCGAAGAGUGUCUUGCAGAAUGUGACCCAAAUGAUCCACAUCAAUGCAACUGUCCCGAGGGUUACGUGAGCGAUGUAAGAAAUGAAAUUAGAAUUUGCAUUGACAUUAAUGAAUGUGAUAAUGGUUACUGCGAACAUAAUUGCAAUAAUACGUAUGGAGGUCAUAUGUGUUCUUGCUAUGAGGGAUUCGACUUGGUUGACGGAUGGAAAUGUGUCCAGAGAAAAUCGUCGGAGGGUUCAGGCUUUACGACACCAUCUGAUUUUAUGACACCAAGUGUCAAAUAUCCAACUCAGCGCCCCUCAACUGUGACAGCGGGUGGUCUAAUUGGAAUAAUAGUGUGUAUUGUCAUUGUCGUUUUGGUGAUGGUAUUUUUACUCCAGCAUAUUCUCAAACGUCGCAGCAAAUUGGAAGUUCCAAGUGCGCCCAAAACCCAAGGCGAUGAUGGACACGAUUUGGAGCAAGUAAGGACGGAAAAGUACCCCAAACCAUCUGUGGACAGGAAUUUCAAACAAGACACUUAGAUUAUGGUAUUAUGUGUGUAAUUUUCAUUGCCAUACAGAGAGUUCACAAUCAACUAUUGGCAAUCAAUUGUUUUUUAAUUUCAUUAUACGGUAUCCAGAGUGCAGGCCAUGGCAUAUACAUGUAAAUAUCUCAUCAUCACAUCCUCACCUUGUGUAAAGAAAAAAAUAUAUAACAUCUUUAUUUUCAUUUUGUGCAAAUUUUCCUUUAGCUCACCACAAGUCCCAAUCCUUUCAAAAGUGUGACCCCUUGUGGACUAUUAAAGAGACUUCUAUUUAAUUAUGCUUAUUUAACCUUAUCGAAUAAUAGUCUGCUUUAUUUCAUGAAUUCAAUGUAUUCUCUCUAUAACCUAUUAUUCCAGAUUUGUUUAGUGUGCAGGAUUAAGAUUUUGUCACAAUUGCAAUUCAGAUCAUUUGCUCUCCUGCUCUCAAAUACAUUGCUAUUACAAACCUUCCUUAUUUUUUAGUUAGGAUUAAUGUUAUUUUGUUCUGAGAGUCUAAUAUGAUUGAAAUAACAAGACUUUACCAUUUUGGACUGUAAUUGGAAUAAUAAUUGGCAUGUAGGCAUAAAUUGUAACGUUUUGAGCUGAAAGCCCGGUGAUCUGAUAGAGUGAUUGGAAGAAUCCCUCUAAGAUCAACCUAUUUCACCCCUGAUUGUAUUUGGCCUACAGUAGCGCAGCCGCAGGCUAUUGGACUGUGGACUAGUCUACUAGACUAUAUGGAGUAGACUAUUGAGACAGAAGGAGAAUUCCCCUGAUUAUACACAUUUAAUUAGCAUAAUGUGUAAUAACAAUGCAAUCUUGCAAACAACUUGAUUACAGCUCUUUCCAGGAGAUCCAGGAAGACAAGUUUUAUGUAAGAAUGUACUUUUCGUAGCAUGUUAGAAUUUAUGCAGUAGGUUAUGAGAAUGUUAUGAAAAUUAGGUUAAGGUUUAGAAAAAGGGUUAGGGUUAGCGUUAGUUAAAAUGCUAACAAAAAUCUAAUUUUUAUGGUGGCGAGACAGGCAGAACAGGGCUGAAAGGGACCUACGGAUCCGCAGACUCUGUCUUUCAAGAGGAAGGUUUGAAUCUGUAAAACCACUGGAAUAUAAAAACAACUUAAAGUCCGUAGAAGUAAGAGGACCUGAUAUACUUCAUUCUCAAACAUGGUUGAAUUUGAAAGAGUCAGUUGGUUUCCAAUAGAGACUAACUGCAGACAUAAUCUCUCAAGCCCAUCUCUCAGGGCCCUCUCUAUACUGCCACGUACUGGUGGGACAUGUUUAGAAAUCAUGUCUUUCAGGCCCAUCAUCUCUCAGGCAUAGCCGAAAGUACAGGUGCUGGAGGUGUGCAUAUGGUAAAACUGCAAGAAUUUGUGUUGCAAUAAAAAAACUAUUAAACCA
Messenger RNA from Oncorhynchus keta (chum salmon), 6415 nucleotides. RefSeq names its product thrombomodulin-like. Bases 186 to 1820 code for a protein of 544 amino acids. Gene Ontology annotation, molecular function: transmembrane signaling receptor activity; extracellular matrix protein binding; calcium ion binding. The transcript has a single exon. Lineage: Eukaryota; Metazoa; Chordata; Actinopteri; Salmoniformes; Salmonidae. Gene Ontology annotation, cellular component: external side of plasma membrane; membrane; extracellular matrix. Gene Ontology annotation, biological process: cell migration. The record is from RefSeq and is a predicted model, not a curated record.